Molecule: messenger RNA, 1654 nt
Organism: Raphanus sativus (radish)
Lineage: Eukaryota; Viridiplantae; Streptophyta; Magnoliopsida; Brassicales; Brassicaceae
Product: probable protein phosphatase 2C 78
Exons: 4
Coding region: 203-1438 (411 amino acids)
Biological process (GO): protein dephosphorylation
Cellular component (GO): cytosol; nucleus
Molecular function (GO): protein serine/threonine phosphatase activity
Source: RefSeq, a predicted model, not a curated record
GGCAGGUGCCCGUGAAUAAAGAGGACGUUUUAUUUUAAUAUCUUCUUCUAUUAUAUAAAGCUUCCAUGGCCAACCUUGUUUAAGCUUCUCUCCUUCUCUUCCUGCGCGUGUCUCUCUUCUUUUUUUUUUACUAGUUUUCUGGUUUGUGUAAGAAGGGAGAGAGUGAUGGAGUUUGAAUGUUGAAAACAGUUUGAACGAUCGCAUGGCUGAGAUUUGUUACGAGAACGAGUCAGCGAUGAUGAAGACGACGUCCACGGUGGUUAAGAAGACGACGGCCACGACGACGACGACGACUAAGAGGCGAGAACGGAGCUCUUCUCAAGCCGCGAGAAGGAGGAGAAUGGAGAUCCGUCGGUACAAGUUCGUCUCCGGCGAACAAGACGCCGUUUUCGUCGACGGAGAGUUGCAGAGACGGGGGAGACGAGAAUCGACGGUGUUUUACGAGUUGGCCAAGACCGAGACGGCGAAGGAGGUUGUCGUUUUGUGCGAGUCUCUGAGCUCUACGGUCAUGGCAUUGCCUGAUCCAGACGCUUAUCCUAAAUACGGCGUCGCUUCCGUCUGCGGAAGAAGACGGGAAAUGGAAGACGCCGUCGCUGUGCAUCCGUUUCUCUACCGUCAACAAACGGAAGGAUAUCACUACUGCGGCGUUUACGAUGGCCAUGGCUGUUCCCAUGUAGCGAUGAGAUGUAGAGAAAGGCUACACGAGCUAGUGCGGGAGGAGCUUGAGGCUGAUGAUGAUGCUGACUGGGAAAAGUCAAUGUCGCGUAGCUUCACGCGCAUGGACUUGGAAGCUGUGGCGUUGAACGCAGGUGGUACCGCGAGUUGCCGUUGCGAGCUUCAGAGGCCCGAGUGCGACGCGGUGGGGUCUACCGCGGUUGUGUCCAUCCUCACACCGAAGAAAAUCGUCGUGGCUAACUGUGGAGAUUCCCGUGCCGUUCUCUGCCGUAACGGGAAAGCCAUUCCUCUGUCCUCCGACCAUAAGCCGGACCGUCCUGACGAGCUAGACCGGAUUCAAGCAGCGGGUGGUCGGGUUAUCUACUGGGAUGGCCCACGUGUCCUUGGAGUACUUGCAAUGUCACGAGCCAUAGGAGAUAAUUACUUGAAGCCAUACGUUAUCAGUAAACCGGAAGUAACCGUAACGGACCGGGUGAAGGAAGACGAGUUCCUUAUACUGGCAAGCGAUGGUCUUUGGGACGUUGUCUCAAACGAAACUGCAUGUAACGUCGUUAGAAUGUGUUUGAAAGGAAAAGUCAACAGUCAGCUAACGUCUUCACCGGAAAACGACGUUGCUGGCGCUGGAGACGUGGUUGUCGGAGGAGGGGAUGUGUCGAAUAAAGCGUGUGUUGAAGCGUCCAUUUUGCUGACGAGGCUUGCGUUAGCUAGACAAAGUUCUGACAACGUAAGUGUUGUGGUGGUUGAUCUCCGAAGAGACACGUAGUUGUUUCUUGUCUUUCUCCAUUGUAAUGUUUGUUUUUUUGUCCUGAGUCAUGAUGACUUUUGGGCUUUCUUUAACUUUUUUGCUCUUCGGUUUAAGACGAAGGGUUUUUAAUUUUAUUAGCUUGACUUUUGGUAUGUCACCGUGUAAGUGAAUAGCGGUUUACAUCUUCUGAAGUUUUCACCCGAAACUGCGGUAAAAAAGGCAUGAGGUUUGGUA